AUGUCGAAGGUGGUGCACGAGGGAUGGAUGGUGAGGUACGGGAGGAGGAAGAUAGGAAAAUCAUUCCUUCAUAUGCGUUAUUUCGUUCUGGAGACUAGGUUGUUGGCCUACUUCAAGACGAAACCUCAGGGAAACGCGACUCCAAUCAAGACUCUUGAAAUUGAUGGUAAUUUUCGAGUGGAGGAUCGAGGCUUGAAGACUCAUCACGGACAGAUGGUUUACGUUCUAUCAGUCUAUAACAUGAAAGAGAAGCAUGAUCAAAUCACGAUGGCAGCUUUCAACAUUCAGGAAGCACUAAUUUGGAAAGAAAAAAUCGAAUCCGUGAUUGAUCAGCAUCAAGAGUCACAAAGUGGCACUCGUAACAAAUACAACGAUUUCAAAUCUGGGACGGAGAGUACUGGGAGGACUACUUCAGAUCAGGAAAGCCCAUUCAGUGCUGCUGAGGAUGAAGAAGAUUCUCAACAGAACAUGCUACAAGGAACAACAAUCGCAAAUGUUGUCCUUAUUUCUUCUUCAGCGGUAGGUCCUCCGGAGUCUGUGGUAGACUGGACAAAGGAAUCAGAGUCAGAUUUGGCAAACCCGAAGUAUAGGCGUUUACUUUACUGCCAAAAUGGGCUUCGCAUUUUUGAGGAGCUACUCAAUGUUGAUUUACUACCAAAGGGCUGUAGUAGAGCUAUGAAGGCGGUUGGCGUAGUGGAGGCUACUUGUGAAGAAAUAUUUGAGCUUGUAAUGAGCAUGGACGCAACACGUUUUGAGUGGGAUUGUAGCUUCCAGUAUGGUAGUUUGGUUGAGGAGGUAGAUGGACAUACAGCAAUACUCUAUCACAGACUUCAACUCGACUGGUUUCCGAGGUUUAUUUGGCCUCGUGAUCUUUGUUAUGUACGAUACUGGCGUAGAAAUGAUGAUGGGAGUUACGUUGUGUUAUUUCGUUCUAGGGAGCAUAAGAAUUGUAAUCCGCUACCUGGAUAUGUUCGAGCUCAUAUUGAGAGUGGUGGAUUCAAUAUUUCACCCCUCAAACCACGUAACGGGAGGCCAAGAACUCAAGUACAGCAACUUAUGCAGAUAGAUUUGAAAGGGUGGGGUGUGGGCUUCAUUGCGUCAUUUCAGCAGCAUUGUCUGUUUCAGAUGUUAAAUAGUGUUGCUGGACUUCGUGAAUACUUUUCUCAAACUGAUGAGAGGGCAGCUGCUCCGAGAAUUCCAGUUAUGGUUAAUAUGACUCCGCCAUCUAUCUCCUCCAAGAAGAGCCAAAAACAGUCUCAUCAUCGUACUCCGUCUUUAGAUCAAAUACGUGCUGCAAAUAGAAAUGCAGUAUCGAUGCUAGACGAGUACUCUGAUGAGGACGAAGAUUUUCAAGGCACUGAUCAAGAGGUAUCAUCACCCAGUCUUGAACACGAAACGAUUAAAACUGUCCUUGAAGAAGAACCUAUGGAGCAUAUUGAUAUGUCAACUUUUUCGGGUAAUCUACGACACGAUAACAGUGAUAAUGGCCGUGACUGCUGGACAAUAUCUGAUGGAAAUAACUUCAGAGUUCGUGGCAAGAACUUUUGCAGUGACAAAACAAAGGUUCCAGCUGGUAAAUCUCUCAUGGAUCUUGUCGCGGUCGACUGGUUCAAGGAUACUAAACGAAUGGACCAUGUCGCUAGACGCCCUGGUUGUGCAGCACAGGUUGCUUCAGAAAAAGGACUUUUUACUUUGGUUAUAAAUUUGCAAGUACCUGGAUCAACACACUACAGCAUGAUUUUCUAUUUCGUCAUGAAAAAGUUGAUACCUGGUUCUCUCUUGCAACGGUUUGUUGAUGGAGAUGACGAGUUCCGGAAUAGUAGAAUGAAGCUAAUCCCAUCAGUGCCAAAGGGUUCGUGGAUUGUGCGUCAGAGUGUUGGAAGUUCCCCGUGUUUACUGGGAAAGGCAGUCGAUUGCAACUAUAUCCGCGGUCCAAAGUAUUUAGAGAUUGAUGUUGAUGUUGGUUCUUCCACUGUUGCAAAUGGAGUUAUGGGACUUGUCAUCGGUGUAAUCACAACACUAGUCGUUGACAUGGCUUUCGUUGUACAGGGAAACACCCCUGAUGAGUUACCGGAGCCACUUAUAGGCGCUGCACGCGUUUGUCAUAUAGAACUGUCAUCUGCUGUUGUACCAAAGCUGGAACCCGAGGCAUCGCCAGAGUAGGUCAUAUCAUGAAUUGUCAAUUUUGCAGAUGGUGGUUUUUUGAAGAUAUGUAUAAUUAUACUUACAUCUAUUUUUACAUUCUUUAGUCUCUUUUUGAGUAUUUCUUAAGCUCUGAGAAAAGUUAAAAGGAGCCAAGU
Molecule: messenger RNA, 2300 nt
Organism: Solanum dulcamara
Lineage: Eukaryota; Viridiplantae; Streptophyta; Magnoliopsida; Solanales; Solanaceae
Product: protein ENHANCED DISEASE RESISTANCE 2-like
Exons: 22
Coding region: 1-2163 (720 amino acids)
Molecular function (GO): lipid binding
Source: RefSeq, a predicted model, not a curated record